AGGUAGAAGUUGGAUUAGAGAUUGACCACAAAGGUGGUAUGUAUGAAGGAGUAAUUUCAUGGCCUAAAUAUUUAGAGAUGGGAUGUCAAAAACUAAUCAAUUUUACGUAAUAAAGUAUUGGCAAAUUUGUUGGACGGUGCGGAAGAAGAAACUAAAAUCAAUUUAUUAAAAUUUAUUUUUUAUUUUUUAUUUUUUUUAUGUUAUCCUAAUAAAUGGUAGAUAACAUUGAAAAAUAUGUAUGUCGGGACAGGAAGGCUCCCAAUAGGGAAAUGACACGUGGUCCAAUUAAAGUUAUUGAAAUAGUUCAAAUGGUUUGCCCAUGGUCUCACCGCUCGUCACGCUAAUACGAGUGUCUUUGUUCCCAUCGCAGUCAAAACAAAAUCUUUGAUUUCCCGUUCUGCCCCUUUCCUCGUUGUCUGUAAAACCCAUUUUCUCUCUCUAAAACCCCCGUAUACCUUCUCUGGAAGAGUCGGAGUUGUAGGCUUGUGGAUAGUCUCACCGAUCGGAACGUGGAAAAGACGAUAAGAUCCUUUAGGAAUAGUUGGAAUUACUGUUUUCCGGAAUGAACCCGAAGCAAUCGCAGAUGGAGCCGGACCGACCGUCGACGCUGCCGCCGGUGAAGGCGAUCCACGUGCAGCCGUCGUCCCCGCGGUUUCCUUUGUCGUCGUCGAACACGCCCACGGCGGGGGCCAACCGGAGGAUAGCAAUCGCGGUGGACCUGAGCGACGAGAGCGCCUAUGCGGUGAAAUGGGCGGUGCAGCACUACCUGCGUCCCGGUGACGCGGUGAUCCUCCUCCACGUCCGGCCCACGAGCGUCCUCUACGGCGCGGAUUGGGGCUCCAUUGACCUCGCCGUGGACACUGAUAACAGCACCGAGGAGUCCCAGCAGAAGCUCGAGGACGAUUUCGACACUUUCACCACGACCAAAGCCUCCGAUCUGGCGCAGCCGUUGGUCGAGGCUCAGAUCCCCUUCAAGAUCCAUAUAGUCAAAGACCACGACAUGAAGGAGCGGCUCUGCUUGGAGGUUGAGCGGCUGGGGCUCAGCGCCGUGAUUAUGGGGAGCCGAGGGUUCGGAGCAUCCAAGCGAACUAGCAAGGGACGGCUGGGGAGUGUCAGCGAUUACUGUGUGCACCACUGUGUGUGUCCAGUGGUUGUGGUUCGGUAUCCCGAUGAGAAGGACGGUGGUGCCGGUGCUGAAUCCCCCGGCGGUGUGGCGGGCAAGGCGGUAUUAGGGGAGGAGGUGGAACUUCACCCAGUGCCGGAAGAGGAGCAGGAGUACCACGACGCCUCCGAUGAGCAGAAAGAUGAUUAACAAGUGCUUAGCAGAUUGGCAUUGUCCUCAAGUUCAGAAAGCAAGGCGAUGAAAAUGUAAAGGCUGCAGGGGAAGUGAAGAAGUCGUCUCAGAAUGUGAGGGAAUUAAUUCAUGCCUUUUGUAAAAAAAAAAAAAUAGAACAGUGGUGGUGUUGUUUCUUACCAGAUCUCUCUCUUCUAUGUUUCCUUUUGAACUGCCCUUUUCUCGUAUAUGUAGUGUUGGGUUGUAUCCUGUGUUCUUUCAAAAGUUUCUAUAGUGUUGAAGUUCUUUCUCGAGUGGA
This is a messenger RNA of Vitis vinifera (wine grape), 1592 nucleotides long. RefSeq names its product universal stress protein PHOS32. The transcript is spliced from 3 exons. The record is from RefSeq and is a predicted model, not a curated record. Bases 563 to 1312 code for a protein of 249 amino acids. NCBI's taxonomy places the organism in Eukaryota, Viridiplantae, Streptophyta, Magnoliopsida, Vitales, Vitaceae.